This is a messenger RNA of Coccomyxa subellipsoidea C-169, 432 nucleotides long. RefSeq lists its product as hypothetical. The record is from RefSeq and is a predicted model, not a curated record. Lineage: Eukaryota; Viridiplantae; Chlorophyta; Trebouxiophyceae; Coccomyxaceae. The transcript has a single exon. The coding region runs from base 1 to 432 and encodes 143 amino acids.
AUGGCUGAUACAGAAGCCAAUCCAGCAUGGUUGCAGCACCAAGAAGCAGCUGGUGCUAUCGUCGUUGCAUCAUCUGGGCUAGCAGAACGAGAGGCAGAAGACACUUCUGAGGAUGAGGGUUCAGAGUCUGAGGAUGAUGAGAUCGAGAGAGACUAUCCUCCUGGCCCUAUCUGCGCGGAGAAAUGCACCCUUGGAGGUCCUGGGUACACUGGAGGAGCUGCUAAAUCAACCGUAUCAUUCUUUGUCACAGCCAAGGAUGAGCGGGGAACCAGGAUCAGGGAGGGUGGGGCAUACUGUGUUGCCACCGUGCGCCCUGGAAAUGCUGCCCGUGCAGCGGGUGCCGAUAUCGUCACUGCAUCCGUAAAGGACAACAACGACGGAACUUACACUGCCAGCUACUCUGUUGCAGCACGCGGAGACUAUGAGGUGUGA